Molecule: messenger RNA, 2635 nt
Organism: Gigantopelta aegis
Lineage: Eukaryota; Metazoa; Mollusca; Gastropoda; Neomphalida; Peltospiridae
Product: beclin-1-like
Exons: 17
Coding region: 158-1510 (450 amino acids)
Biological process (GO): cellular response to nitrogen starvation; late endosome to vacuole transport; autophagosome assembly
Cellular component (GO): phosphatidylinositol 3-kinase complex, class III, type II; phosphatidylinositol 3-kinase complex, class III, type I; phagophore assembly site
Source: RefSeq, a predicted model, not a curated record
UAACAUGAUGCAGGAAUAGUGUCAGUAAGGAAACAUAGAACGCAAAUUUCCAAUUAUGCUGAUUUCAAUAUUUGGUCAUAUUUCGAAAUAUUUAUUUUUUCCACACAACACAUUGUAGUCAUCUAAUGGUUUUUCAGUCGAACAUCUAUUUUUAAAAAUGACAACGCCUAGACCUGACGUAGGGAAGGCAGGAGUUACUUGUGUAAGUUUCGUCUGUCAGAAAUGUCGUCAACCACUGAAGUUGGAUUCUUCCUUCAACGCGCUGGAUCAACCCCUUGUAACGGAAUUGACAGCACCACUUACGACCAUCCAGACCACAGAUGUUGAAGAACUGUUUCAGGGUAAUCUGAAGGCAGCGAAACUUGAAGAGGAUGAAAACAUUGUUCGGAAUGAGAUUCCAGAUUCAAAAGACCUUCACACGAGUCAGGACUUUACUCUGCUUGGUGAGACGGGACCAGGAAGUAUGGAAAAUCUCAGUCACAGACUCAUAGAUGAUGACAACAAAAAAAAGCAGGUGACGGCAUAUCUGUUUGAUAUAAUGUCUGGCCAGUCAGAAGUGGAUCAUCCUUUGUGUGAGGAGUGUACAGAUGCAUUGUUGGACCAGCUAGACCACCAGCUCAAAACCACGGAGGAUGAGUGCAAGGACUACAGAGACUUUCUCGAGAAGCUGGGAACGAAAGAGGAGGUGGUGGAUGAAUCGGUUCUUGAUACCGAACUGGAGCAGCUGAGAGCUGAAGAAUUAACUCUACAAGAACAGUUGGCGGAGGUGGAGAAGGAACGAGCGGAACUGGCAGAAAUGUUGGAACGGGAAAAGAAGAUAUCUCAGGAGCUUGAUCUUGAAGACGAAAGCUACAGAAAGGAGUACAAUGAGUAUAAGCGACAGGCUCUAGAACUCGAAGACGAACAGAGAAGUGUGGACAACCAGUUGAGAUACGCACAGUCACAGCUCGACAAACUGAAGAAAACAAACGUUUUUAAUGCAACAUUCCAUAUAUGGCACAGUGGUCAUUUCGGAACAAUCAACAAUUUCAGACUUGGCCGUCUUCCUAGUGUACCGGUGGAUUGGAAUGAAAUUAAUGCUGCCUGGGGCCAGACAGUUCUAUUGCUGCAUUCCUUGGCAAAGAAAAUGAACCUAACGUUUCAAAGAUACCGACUGGUGCCAUACGGAAAUCAUUCCUACCUGGAAUCUCUAACCGACAAGUCUAAAGAACUACCGCUCUAUGGAUCCGGAGGUUUCCGAUUCUUUUGGGACGCAAAAUUUGAUCAAGCAAUGGUGGCAUUCUUGGAUUGCUUACAACAGUUCAAGGAGGAGGUUGAAAAGGGUGAUACGGGUUUUUGUCUGCCGUACCGCAUGGAGAAAGGAAAGAUUGAAGACUCCAGUACCGGAAACUCGUACUCUAUCAAGAUUCAGUUUAAUUCUGAAGAACAGUGGACAAAAGCUUUGAAAUUUAUGCUCACAAAUUUAAAAUGGGGCCUUGCUUGGGUAUCUUCCCAAUUUGCCAACAAAUAGCAGUUUGUCAGGGAUUGUAGUUGUUGCUAGGCAAUUGGACACUUUUCAUGACAAAGACUCAGUUUCUUUCUCACUUUUUUUGGACAGAUCCUUGUGAUACAUUGUAUUCUUCAGUGGGUGGGAUAUUGAUUGAUAUGUUUCCACCCAUCCCUACCCACUAAAGUUCCAUCGCAUAAGUCUAUGAUGUUGCAUGGUAUUAGGUUUUUAGAAGCACUAGUAUAUCAUAGGUUUAUUGCACAUCACAUGAACUUCAACAGACGUGAGGUUAGCUGGAGUGUCUUCUAGCGUUAUUCUGUUAUGUGUGAGAAUAACCUACAGAUGUCUGUGUGUUGUAAUUCGGCAAUCGUCGAUGGCCAAAUGGUAGACAGCUACUGUGUCUGAAAUACUCAUUAUUUUCCUAAAUCUGAUGUCACAGAGCUUUAUUUUGAUUAUUCCCGAGUCAAGCAUGCAUGAUAUGACCUCUAAACAUUAGCGCCACAGUCGAGUCACAUCUCCACACACUUUGUCGUACGUCAGCACAACAAUAAUGGAGUUUCACAUAGGGGUGUCAGGUUUUUUCGUCUAGUGUUGAUACCGGUUACCAACAAAAUAAUCGAACUAAAGCUCUGUGGCAUCAGAUUUAGGGGGGAAAAUGUGUCUUUCUGACACAGUAGUUGGCUACCAUUUGGUAUUGCACAGUCAUCUCUAGCAAAAAAAAAAAAAAAAAAAACCCACUAGAGGACACUCGAUCUAACCUGAUGUCAACUAAUUAAUAAUUGUCCUCAUUACUAGUAGGCUAACGACUGUUCUAGAAAUGGUUAAGAAGCUGUAGGUUUUAUUUGAGAUAACAUCACUUUAUUUCAUUCUACAUGUAGUUGUCCUUAACUAUAUGUCUGACGCCAUAUAACUGUAAAUAAAAUCUGUCGAGUGCAUCGUUAAACAAAAAAAAUUCUUCCUUCUUCCUUGUACAUGCAAUUUGACAGGUGAAUAUUUAUACAGAGACAAGUAUUAACCACAACUUAUGGGAUCUUAUCUCAUUAUCAUGUUCCAUGUUUGUUUUUGUUUGGGCAAUGUAAAGUUUUGUUUUUCAAAAGUGCAAUAUGUACAAAUAUUGUUUUGAUUUGUAAUAAAUAUAUAUGUUCAGUU